UUAGGGCAUAUUCCCUCGCUUGAAAUAGCUUUGCGCAUGCGAUUAUUAUCUAUUGCUUUACCCCACCUGUUUCGUUGCUCUUGCAACUCCACACUCGUGCUCUCAACAGUGUUACGUGAACUCAUAUUGGCUAGGCCGUGGGUUGGGGAUAGCAAAGCCCACCAUGGGAUGUUGCGCUUCCCGUCCAAGCGACGAUAGCCCACCAGCCGUCCAAGGGCAUUCUUCCUCGCACAACAUUACCGCCCCCUCCACGCGACCAAGCUCCAUACCCUCACCGCGCGGGUCGCAUGCUUCUCAAGGCAAUUUUCAGACAUUGCGCAGCCGACAAGAUGCCAACGAUCGCCCGAAUACGCCCCUCAAGGCAAUUUCUGCAGACCAGCGCUCGCGACUGCCCAACACGCUCGCCUCACCGUCCGCAAAGAGCAGAGGGCGCGUCAAGCCUCUGACUGACUCGACGAAUCUUACAUGGACGCGACCGCGACUAGACAAGGAGCGCCAAGAUUGGUGGGAUACACAAGUAACCGGCUCGCAGGAGAUAUGGGGCGCGAUAAGGCUUGCGGCACAGUACUUGCAGGCAGGAGAGCUGCAGGAGGCGCAAACAAUGCUCGAUGCGACGGGGUGUACAUGUCCUACUGGACUCCUGUGGAGAGGCGUAUACGAUACCACUGGUGUCCAGUACAAGGUACCAGAAUGGGUGGUGGUGGAGCCCGAUGGCCUGUUGGAGGGGGUUGAGACACAAGGCGGGGCUGCCACCGGAGCGACAAGCGCUGCUGCUCAAAUUGAUGAAACAGAAGACUCCGAUGGAGAGGACGAGGAUGAUUUCAAGCUUGUCCGAGUCCGGGCCAGCUAUAACCAGCGGGACGUCCUGGUCAGUAUACGGAGGAAAGAGACCAUCGCAUCGGUUAUUGAAAAAGUCAAGAAGCAAGUCGAGCUUGAUUUAUACUCCAGAGUCCGGCUUGCCUAUGGCGGACGCUUAUAUCAAGACUACGAAACUCUCGAGUCCCAUCCGCACUGGGACUACGCCAACGACUUCGUCCUUACCGCGCUGGUCCUUCAGUAAUUUCCGCUCAUCGUCCAUACUAAGCCUCCGAUCCCCGACCAUUUUACCCAUUUUCCAUAGUAGCCUAUUUAGUCAUACGACACCCGCCACAUUUUCUUUUUUUUCCCUAGCAUCGCAAGCGGAGACGGAGUAUAUUUGGGAGUCGGGCGUUGAGGAAGUUGGCUUUUUAAGCUCGAUUUCGUCGCCCGCUGCAUCUAGGUUGUCCCCAUCGUAAGAGUUGUCAUCAUUCAUUGCACACAGGGAGUUUCUUUCUUUCAAUUCUACUCGCGACUGGUAGCAUCUUAGAUACCCCCCUUUUCUUUCAUCAAACCCACGUCUGAACAGGCGAUGGGUAUAUUUUUAAUCAUGCCGGCCUUCUAGGGUCGUUGCAUCUCACCUCUUCGUUGGCGGCAGUAAUGCGGAUUAGAGACCUGGAGAGCAUAGCAUGCCGUAGCUAAUAACCGAUAAUCACAUUUCACCACUCUAGAUUUGCCUCAUGCCAUUAUUCUA
Messenger RNA from Cucurbitaria berberidis CBS 394.84, 1549 nucleotides. RefSeq lists its product as uncharacterized. The record is from RefSeq and is a predicted model, not a curated record. NCBI's taxonomy places the organism in Eukaryota, Fungi, Ascomycota, Dothideomycetes, Pleosporales, Cucurbitariaceae. The transcript is spliced from 3 exons. The coding region runs from base 164 to 1060 and encodes 298 amino acids. Gene Ontology annotation, molecular function: protein binding.